Molecule: messenger RNA, 605 nt
Organism: Cynara cardunculus var. scolymus (artichoke)
Lineage: Eukaryota; Viridiplantae; Streptophyta; Magnoliopsida; Asterales; Asteraceae
Product: 60S ribosomal protein L14-2-like
Exons: 5
Coding region: 78-482 (134 amino acids)
Biological process (GO): translation; ribosomal large subunit biogenesis
Cellular component (GO): ribosome; cytosolic large ribosomal subunit
Molecular function (GO): RNA binding; structural constituent of ribosome
Source: RefSeq, a predicted model, not a curated record
UCGAAAACCCUAAUUUUCAUCGUCUUCGUCGCCACCGUUUCCAUUCUCCACGGCGCUCUGCAACUGAACGCCUGAAAAUGCCGUUCAAGAGGUACGUUGAGAUCGGAAGAGUUGGCCUCGUUAACUAUGGAAAGGAUUAUGGAAAGCUCGUAGUGAUCGUCGACGUCAUUGAUCAAAACAGGGCUCUUGUUGAUGCUCCUGACAUGGUGAGGAGCCAAUUGAACUUUAAGAGGCUAACACUCACAGACAUCAAGAUCGACAUCAAAAGAGUUCCAAACAAGAAAACUCUUGUUGCUGCUUUGGAGGCUGCUGAUGUCAAAAACAAGUGGGAAAGCAGCUCGUGGGGAAGAAAACUCAUUGUUCAAAAGAAGAGAGCCUCCCUUAACGAUUUUGAUAGGUUUAAGAUUAUGUUGGCAAAGAUAAAGGAGGCGGGAGUCGUUAGGCAAGAGCUAGCCAAACUUAAGAAGGAGACCACGGCGUGAUUUGUUAUUUGUGGUCGAAUUGUUUCCGAGUUGGUUCGUAGGAGCUUGUGUUUAAUCUUUUACAAGUGAUUGUUAGAAUUUUGGCCGAUUCAAUUUUGAACUAUGUUGUUUGUUGCCUGUGUC